Molecule: messenger RNA, 2244 nt
Organism: Gavialis gangeticus (Gharial)
Lineage: Eukaryota; Metazoa; Chordata; Crocodylia; Gavialidae
Gene: WDR31
Product: WD repeat domain 31
Exons: 9
Coding region: 872-1963 (363 amino acids)
Molecular function (GO): protein binding
Source: RefSeq, a predicted model, not a curated record
GCCUACUUGCUGAGGGGAAAAUGUCCUCUCUUGGGUGCCUUAUCAUGUGAGUCAAUGUGGUCUCAACUUACUUAAGCUUACUUAAACCUCCUGAACAACCACUUGCUUUUUCACCCGGUUUCUCUUUAAAUGGAGGUUUUUGUGUUGCUCUCAAGGAGCCUAGAUAGAUCAAGGGGUUGGUAGUGGGACACAGAGACUUAUUGCUAAGCCUAGCUCAUAUCUAUUCCAGGCUGGUGGUUAUCAGAACACCGUUGUCUGAGACUACACUCACUUGAGAUGCCUAUAUAAAAUAAGUUGGUAGGAGUCUGCAUCACCAAACCUAGAAACUGGCACAGCCAGGCAUCUAGGAAGAGUGACGUUUAAAGAUAUAUAGACUGGGUAAGGGUGGUGAAGUCCUUCAUAUCAGGACUGAGUUACACAGGUAAGGGCAUUCAGAACAUGUAUCCCGAGCUGCACCACUCUGUGGACAAAGGGUAUUAUUGUUUCUGGGCUGCUAGCUUGGCAACUUGCUUGGGCACAGAAUCCACUUUCAUACAAAAAGGCAACAGUAAAACCAAGCAGACAAAUGCAGCUCACUGUGUAACCAAGGGAGAACAUGUGCCACUUCCAUAUGGACUCACAGGCCAUGAACCUGGGCAUUUACAAAAAAGGCAGUGACAGCAUGGCUGAGAAAGCAGCCUUCCCCUGUUUUGCCAUGGGAGCAGUCAGGGAGUCAGAGAGGAAGAGAAAUGCUGGGAAGCUAACAAAUGGGGCUGCGGUGACAGUGCAGUAGUCUGGAUGUCCAGUUCAAUGUGUGCAAAGAUCAGAACUAAGAUUUACUUGUCCAGUAACAUAACCUCUCCUCACAUCCCAGCUCACCUCCUGCCAGGGAAUGCCUGAGAUGCUGAGCACGAUUCACUGCAUUGCCAGAGCUGCUCUCAUAUGCAAUACCAUGGGGAAACUGCAGAGUAAAAUCAACCACAGCACCUCCAAAUACAGGGCUGGUGGUUACAUGGAAGAGAACAGUCCUGUUAAAGCUAUUCAGCAAUAUAGCCCGGCUCACACUGAUGCGGUUACUUCUGUGGCUGCUCUGAAAUCAGACCUGUGUGUGUCAGGAGGAAAGGAUAAGACUGUCGUCAUAUACAACUGGAGAUCAGGAGCUGUGUUGAAGAGAUUCCUUGGACAUGAACGUGAGGUGACCAAGGUUGCCUGUGUCUUUGAAUCAAACAGAUUCUUCAGUGCAUCCCGUGACAAGACAGUGAUGAUGUGGGAAUUGUCUGGGAACUCAGAGCCAAGCCGACACUUCCCAGGACAUGACUUGGUUGUAACUGGACUAGCUGUGAGCCCAGAUGCUUCACAGCUAUGCACAGGCUCCCGAGAUAACACCAUUUGCAAAUGGGACAUAGAGACCGGGGAGUGCCUGUGCAGAACUGCCAUCUCCAGGAAUCUGGUAACACACCUGUGCUGGGUUCCUGGAGAGCCUUACAUCAUCCAGACAUCAGAGGAUAAACUAAUAAGAAUGUGGGAUAGUCGGGAACUGCAGGUGGCACACACCUUCCCUGGAAAGCAGCAUAUUCAGACCUACUGUGAUGUGAGCCAGGACGGGCGAUACUGCAUCAGCAGCAGUAAUGGCUUUGCCGGGGAGGGUUGUGAAGCAACGCUCUGGGACCUCCGGCAGACUAGAAACCGAGUACGUGAAUACAAAGGGCAUUUCCAAACCAUUGCAUCAUGCAUCUUCCUUCCAAAGGGUCUGGGUCUGACCCCAGUCGUUGCUACUUCCUCACAUGACACCAUGGUGAAGGUCUGGAACCAGGACACUGGAGCUUGCCUGACCACCUUGUGCCUUGAAGGAUCUGGACCCCUGGCUUCCCUGGCAGUCUGCGACAGCUCCACUCUCCUCUGUGCCAGCUUUAACUCAGGAAUUCACUUACUCAGAAUAAAUAGCGCAAAGGGCCUGGAACUCCAAGAAGUGGCCAAAUUCUGAUUUGCAGAGACCUUCCCUGCAGAAGGCUAUGUGGCAGGUCAAAGGCUGGAGACUCCUGUCUGCUCAAGAAGGGCUCUGAGUCACUUCCAAGAUUUACUGAUCAGUCACCUGUAAGGGGACUUCAUUAAUUCAGCCCCCAGCAGCAAUGAUGUAAAUCAAAUGCAGAAGUGGCAGGACUGGUCAGGUUCAGUUUCUGAGGUGACAGCUGCUACCUUUUUAAAGCCAAACUGUAGAUGCAUUUAGGCCAAUUCUUAAGUUUAAAAGAGUUUGGCACAAAUUAC